AUGGCCCCGUUGGUAGAAAAUAAGGAGCCUGUGCCAACCCAGGCCCAGGUUCAAGGGAAACAGAAGUGGACGGAGAACGGCACAUCAACCAAGACACAUCACAAUGGCACCGAGUCACCCGAGUCACCGCCCCAUUCAUCCGAACUUGAUGCCCACGACUUAGUAUCUGGGUCGCCAGAGCAGGGGCUUGGCAUAUUGGUGGAACACUCACAUGAUCAUUCAAUGAAGACAGGCCGCAUGUCGAUUGUUAAUGUUUUUGAAGGUCCCAAGAUAAAGGCGGCUCUCGCAGAGCUAGCGGAGGGUGCAUCUCAACAGUCUUCAGACGACAAGGUUUUGAAGUUAUCACCAGAGAAGAUUCAAGAGCUCACCUCGGCGCCUGAGUCGAUCCCCUACCGUGCCGUUGGACCGGAUAUCAACACCGGAAGAAGAGUAAUGUCUGAGAAUGUUCGGUCGUUGGAUGGUCUUCUUGGUCGACCGACCGAGGCGUCAGAUACACCUUUACAAGCUCUCAGUGAGGCCCCUUCGUCUCCUGACGGAGGCCUCAAGAUUCGGCGAUCUAGCAAAGAUCCGAAUCCAGAGGAGCUGCCGAGGACAGACCUUAUCCAGCAAAGGAACUUGAAUAAUGGCAUUCCUCGAGGACGACCACAUCCAUCGCGAACCUUUUCAACUCCAAUUUCUCGGCGUACAACUUUAUCAACACCUAAUAAUGAACGUCUUACACAAACAUGGACAUCCCGGUCGAAACAAGAUCGAGAAUUGAAAACCCAGCUGGCAGCCUCACCUCAUAUCAUUGAGACGCCUUCAACUUCUCCCAUGCCAACUAUUCCUCUGCCUCCUCCGUCGAUCCCAACGUAUCUUCAACUUGAGCUAGCCUCUGGUCGCCCAUCUCCACUGUAUAUCACUGGAAACAACCAUGAAUUCCCGUACGAAUCAUCAAGUGCGAAGAUCGAACGAUUGUUGAACUUUCUCAUUCUUCCGCCGGUACUGGAACAAACACUUUGCUUUGGAACUCUUGCAUGCUUGGAUGCAUGGCUUUACUCCUUCACGAUCUUGCCUCUACGAUUCGUAAAAGCUUUGUACAUUUUAUGCGAAUCCUGGGCAUUGAAUCUUGCAGCAGAAGCCCGGUUCAUCUGGAAAUUUGUUAUCAACGGAUCUGGACGAGUUUGGCGACGCAGGAAUCAUUCUCUAGACGGAUCUCGUGACAAAAAUGAGAGCGAAUGUGAUGCUACCCCCCGCUUGCCUGAUGACAUGGUCUCACUCGAACCACAGAGUCGACAGAAUGAGGCGUCAAAAAGGAGACACCGAACUUCUGAAUCUCGCAAACACCAUCGCAGAAAGAAGUCUAUGCCCUCUGCUCUCCUUCCAGAUGAUAAGGCUGAUAUUCUUACCGGGCUGCUCAUGGUCACCACCUGCUGUGCUUUGAUGUAUUUUGACGCAAACCGACUUUUGGCUGCUAUCGGACAAGAUGUUCUGGAAUGCUUGUUCUCGCGAGAGGCCCUGGAGCGUCGGCCCAACGGGAGAAGCAAAAUUUUCCUAGCCCACUCAAUAUCUCUUUUCUACCAGGUGAUGACAUUGAAUGUGGCUGUGAAUUCGUACUCGAAUGCUCUGAUCACGCUUCUUUUGUCCAACCAAUUUGUGGAAAUCAAGUCGACCGUCUUCCGCAAGUUCGAGAAAGAAAAUCUCUUCCAGCUAACUUGUUCCGAUGUUGUCGAACGAUUCCAGCUCUGGCUAAUGCUCACUAUCAUCGCAUCGCGGAACAUUGUGGAAACUGGCGCUUUCAGCUUCAUUGGUAUCGGACUAGGCUCAAGCUUCUCUGGCCAGUCUACAAGUACCAAUAGCACUCCGUUGUCGACUCCUCCACGUAGCGCUUCAUCCAUUCUUCCUCAAUCUUUCACAUUCUUCCCCUCGUCGAUUUUAUCUCUCAGCCACGUAAACUCGUUCAUCCCAACACUGGCACAGGUGCUAGGCCCAUUUUUGAUUGUUCUGGGAUCCGAGAUGUUUGUUGAUUGGCUGAAACAUGCGUACAUCAACAAGUUCAAUAAUUACCGACCUGCCUUAUAUGUUCGAUACCUUGAUGUCCUUGCCAAGGAUUAUUAUACGAAUGCUUUUGCUGGAGGCGACCAUAGUCUUACUCGUCGCCUCGGUUUACCUGUGAUACCCCUAUCCUGCCUCUUUUUCCGGGUUUCAGUCCAGACGUACCAGAUGUUCCUGGCAUCCUUACUUCCACAAUAUCCUUCUUCUUCUACCGCUAUGGGUGUGGCAACUUUAUCUUCGAUUCAUAGCCAGCACACCGCGUCGCCUCUUCCCUCUGCGCCCCCUUUGACCUUCCGAACCAUUAUACCAAACGUCAACUCAUUCUUCCGCACGGUCCUUGAGAAUGCGAUCCCCUCGCCAGCUCAGUCAGUGCAAAUUUUCACUGUUGUUCUUCUGCUCACAGGAUUCAUCGUUCUAUUAAUCCUCAAACUUCUUCUCGGCAUGGGUUUGCUCGCUUUUGCUCGCUCCCGAUACAAGAAAAUGGUGAAGAGCACUGAGACCGAGCAGCGUAAAGCAUCACGAUCGGCCUCGCAUCAAGCCCCACAGCAAGAGAACCCCAGUGAAGCUCCCCCGACCUCUCGCAAAGACGAGUUCAAUGUCGAAGGAAGUCGUCGAGCCGGGGCAUGGGCAUGGUUGAGAUCAGUGAUGAAAAACGAAGGUGGAUAUAUGGGAUUACGACGGGUGAAAGAAAAGGAGGAUAAGGACAAGAAUAAGGACAAGGAUCUGAAGAUCGACCACGUCUUUCGGUAUGAAAUGGUUGCUAAGAAGAUUUGGUGA
This is a messenger RNA of Penicillium malachiteum, 2811 nucleotides long. Its product is annotated as TAPT1 family protein. Gene Ontology annotation, cellular component: endoplasmic reticulum membrane. Bases 1 to 2811 code for a protein of 936 amino acids. The transcript has 4 exons. Gene Ontology annotation, biological process: maintenance of protein localization in endoplasmic reticulum. NCBI's taxonomy places the organism in Eukaryota, Fungi, Ascomycota, Eurotiomycetes, Eurotiales, Aspergillaceae. The record is from RefSeq and is a predicted model, not a curated record.